GGAAGAAGCAGCAUUUGUGUCUGUGCUCUGGCCAUACCUCCAGGUUUUAUUUAUUUUUUUCUUUAAAGGGAAAAAAACAAAACUCAAAUAAACAAGUUUUAAUAACCCAAGACAACUGCUUUAUUAGAACAGCUAUCAACUCUCAGGAAGCAAAAAGGGGAUUGCUAGCAAGAUCUUGCAUCAGAUGCUUUGCCACAGUGGAUCUUACAGCAGUGGGUUUGCAGAACUGAUCAGAGAGAGAUGCAUCAAAAAGGAACUUCACAGUCAUUUAUGUAUUUUUAAGGAUACAUAAGGAAUCAUGGUGAGCAAAGAAGAGGACAAAUGUGUACUAACAUCCUCUGAAAGUGAAGUUGAACCAGCAGUUUCACUUGCCUUAGAGAUGAAAUAUGCACUGGAUCCAAAUAGGCAGAUUAAAAAAAGGAACAAGGCGCUUCAGGUGAGGUUUAAAGAUAUUUGUGAAGCCCAAAAUGAACAGAGGGAUAAACAGCUUUCUACGGUGCCACAAACUGAUAAAAAAGAUACAAAAUCUUUGUCUUACAAAGCCUAUCGGAAAUAUAUGACUGUGCCUGCUAGAAGGUCCAUACCCAAUGUCACAAAGAGCACAGGAGUUCAGACUUCACCUGACUUGAAAAAGCGUUACCAGACUUUUCCUCUGGAUCGCAAAAAAGGGAGUCUUUUAAAAAAUGCUGCUGGUGUGGAUACGUUAAAAAGUCAAAACAAUGGAUUUGUUAUAGACGUGAAGGAUAAAACUGACCAUAAAAACUCAGGGGAGACUAUUCAAUGUGGCAGGUUUGGAGAUCAAGUGGUGGCUGAACUGAUGAUACAUUCUAGCGAAGACAUGGAUACCAUCAAUCUACUAUCCUCUAGCAAUUGUUCAGACGCAUGUAAGAGCACUGAUUUGCACAGCUGUACUAAAGAGACCCCUUCUCUUCAGAACCCAGCAAACUCUACUUCAGAACAUGUCAUCUGCCAUUUGCAUGAAACAGCAAAACAUGACAAACGGCCAUUAAGGAACAUGCAAUCCCAUCACUCAGCACACGUGAAAGUGCUUUUGAAAGAAGAAGCCACAAUUCACUCACCUGCACUCAACCCAAACCUAAUAGACCCUGAGGAAUCAAACCCAGCAAGUGAUAACAAUGAACGAACAGUAUGCUCAUUGACAGAGGAUGAGAGCAAAAGAACUGCACAGAUUAAUGGCUUGCCAACCCAAGACGCAAAUGCAAAAGCAUGUACAACACAGUCACAGUGUCAAACAGCAGAAUGUAAUGAACAGACACUUCAGAUAAACUUUUUACCUAAAAAUCAGCCUUCUCAGACGCCGGUUCCUUUGGGUGAUGAUUGCCAACAAAUUGUGCCUCACACAGAAGUGAUAGACUUAAAAGCACAGCUCCAAACCAUGGAAACUCUGAUAAGUUCCAGCCAGGAAACAAUUAAAGUGCUUUUGGGUGUCAUUCAGGAGUUGGAAAAAGGAGAAGCUCACAGAGAAGGGCUUUCAUAUCGGACUGGUCAAGACACUGCAAACUGUGACACGUGCAGGAAUAGUGCAUGCAUCAUCUAUAGCGUUGAACUGGAUUUCAAGCAGCAAGAGGACAAAUUACAACCGGUCUUGAAAAAACUACAUCCUAUUGAAGAAACUCAGGUUGCACCCUUGCCUUAUCCUGCAGAAAGUUACACAUCAACUCCCAAGCAAAAAUCCAAAACAGAAUCGAAAAAACAUGGAAGGUGGAAACUUUGGUUUCUAUAGCUGAAUCUGCUGGAAAGAGAGCCUCAGGCCUUCUUAGGCACAUAUCGGAAACACCACAAUUUUAAAUACAAGGGAUCUUGGUAACCUUAUCACGUUAUCAGGAAGUAUCCGAUGUUUGUGGGUAGUAUGCAGAUAACUACUGUGCGUACCAAAAAGGCCUUUAUACUUGCCACUCGUUUGUAGAAGCAAGAUAUAAAAAAAAAAAAAAAAAAAGCAUAAAUCACAAAAUGCCAACUUUUACUAGCAGAUCACUAUGCGGGAUGUAGAGUUCAACUUUAAAAAUUUCUAACGUUAGAUUUAAAAGGGAAAACAAGUUCAAACACUUUAAUUUUAAAUUUUCUAAAAAAAUAUUUUUGUUUUAUUACUAGCAUAAAUGUUUAAGGCUGUAAUUGUCACAGUCUUUUUUUUUCCUUCUUUUUGCUUAAAACAUUGAACUGAGAAUAAACAUCAACGCCUUAUCUCAACUGGGGUUUUAAUUUUAAAUUUCAUCUUGAAAACAAGCAGGGGAUGAGUGCAGUUUUCAGCACACCAGAAUCUGGAGAAAGCACAAAUUUUCAAAUGGUCACAGACCAUGAAGUCUCAAAGAUGUGAUGAUACGUGCACAUUCGCCUCCUGUGCUAAAGAACAUCUUAGGUACUUUCACACUCCUAAUUUACUGACAUUAUAUCAAAUUAUAUUUAAAUUGCUCAUUUUGGAAGUGUGGGCAGCCAGACAUCCCAAAGUCAGAACAUGCCUUUAAUCUCAUUGUUCGUUGACAGGGUAAAGGCUAUGGGACACUAUGUUUUCCUCUUUGUAAUGUUUUGGUACCCAGUAUCCUAAAAUUAUUUACAAAGGUUCAGUCAGUUUUAUUUAUGGAAGCUGGACUACUCUUGGAUGCCGCAUUACAAUGUUUUGUAAUGUAAAGUCUAAAAUGCCAUAUCAUUGUAA
This is a messenger RNA of Pelobates fuscus (common spadefoot toad), 2671 nucleotides long. It is a transcript of the gene INSYN2A, whose product is annotated as inhibitory synaptic factor 2A. Lineage: Eukaryota; Metazoa; Chordata; Amphibia; Anura; Pelobatidae. The coding region runs from base 299 to 1744 and encodes 481 amino acids. Gene Ontology annotation, biological process: inhibitory postsynaptic potential. Gene Ontology annotation, cellular component: postsynaptic density. The record is from RefSeq and is a predicted model, not a curated record. The transcript has 4 exons.